AUGAUCGCCAUUGUUGCCUUCUCCCCUGCUGGUAGGCCAUUCUCCUUUGGUAUUCCCUCUUUCAAGACCAUGAUCAAUCGCUUCCUCACUUUGAGCGGACAUGGUACGAGUGAUGAGAGUUGUGAUAGUAGUAGUGGGGAGACAAACACUACAAAGGAGAGUUUAGAGUAUUCUGAGUUAGAACAAUUGAUUGAGAGUGAGAAGAAGAGAACAGAGAGGUUAAAGGAGAUGAUUGAGGGCGAUGUGGAUGGGCGUGUGAUGUAUUGGUUGACUGCAAAAGCCUAUCCGUUAGGGCUUGAUGAGCUGCAGGAAUUCCACAAGAAAAUUGCAGCAAUACAAGAUGUUGUCAAGGAAAAGAUCAAGCAGGUGCUGCAAGACGAAAGGCACCCAACAAGGCAAUAUCCACCAGCGUUCAUGGAUUUGGCAUCAAAGUACAUGGUUGAUAGGCAGACUAGCACACCCAUUUCUUCCAGGGCUCCUAAUUCCAACCAGGGACUUGCUAAUGGCCUGAUGUCAAUUACUCCUUUGCUAGCGGUAUCCAUGGCGCCAUUGGUAGCUCGAUGA
Messenger RNA from Panicum hallii, 564 nucleotides. RefSeq names its product agamous-like MADS-box protein AGL29. The record is from RefSeq and is a predicted model, not a curated record. The transcript has a single exon. Bases 1 to 564 code for a protein of 187 amino acids. NCBI's taxonomy places the organism in Eukaryota, Viridiplantae, Streptophyta, Magnoliopsida, Poales, Poaceae.